AUGAAGGAAAUUACAAAUGAUACAACAGUGACGAAUGACGAGGAGAGUGACAAUUCCCUUUCCAAUGAUGUCGUCGUCGUCGUCGCGGAAUCGAAACCAACGAUCAUCGAACUCGCAAGUCAAGAUCCAUUCUUUCGAUACGCCAAACAAUUUUUGGUGUUCCUCACCGGGCGCAGGGUCAUGGGCGCAAUCGCCUUCCUGGUGGCCAUUUCGUUGAUUCUGGUUCUGACCCUCACGCCUGUUGGCGGGGGUGCAGCAGUGGAUACUUCUGUUGCCGCCACUGCAGAGUCUUCCACGACAGCAACUGGUGCAACGUCACCAACAACGAGCACCACCACCACGCAGCCAGAAGCAAGACCAAGUAUGGCUCCACUGCCAACCCAAGAACCGUCUACAAUGCCAACCUUGGAACCUGCCGUCAGCCCCAGUUUUCAAUUGCGACUGCAUUGGGAGGAUGGAUACUAUUGGCAAGAGAGUCGGGAAGAAAUGUUCUAUUGCAUGGAGUGCGCUGACUGUGACGAGUAUACCACAGGCGAUGGAAGGGAUGGAGAUUGUCGUUCCCGGGGAAGUUCUUCGGCAAGAUGCCGAGAGGGACACCUUGUUUGGAUCGAAUGGUGCAAUCGGCGAGACUACCAAUUUGAAAUCAUUCAACAUUACAAUUCUGGGAGUCAGGUUCGAGUGCAUGGGACGGAUUUGUGCUUUUCGACCGUCUACAAUCGAUAUUUGGAACUCCGAGUGUGCAACCAAACGGACGCGUUGCAACUGUGGAGUCCGAUUGCAGACACCAAAAAGUUUGAGCUGAGACCAUUUGAUCAAAGAAAUUUGACUCGAGAUGAUGCUCGAUGUCUCUCCCAGCAACACCAUCCAAAAUCAGAAGAAUUGGUCGGUUUGCAUUCAUGUGCUGAAGCUAGACAAGAUGAAACCGUGUAUUGGGCUGAAUAUCACCGGUAA
Molecule: messenger RNA, 951 nt
Organism: Cylindrotheca closterium
Lineage: Eukaryota; Bacillariophyta; Bacillariophyceae; Bacillariales; Bacillariaceae
Source: the annotation of a GenBank genome assembly